AUGGACAGAUGUGAGCAAGAGGAAUCGAACUGCACGGGCGAUGUUGGCACAUGUUACGAUUUCCAGUCUAUCGUUUGGUGUUAUUGUGGUAAAGGCUACCACAUGGUCAACAAGAGUUGUAUUGACGUUGACGAGUGCCAGCUGAACCUGCAUACGUGUUUUGACUACGAGCAGUGCAACAACUCGGUCGGUAGCUUCGGUUGUGAUUGCAAAAAGGGCUACAUGAAAGAUGAGGAGGACGAAAAUUGCAUAGACAUAGACGAAUGUUCAGACGGAGAGGCAGAGUGUCCAGACAAUUCGGUUUGCGUGAAUUUGGCGGGAAGCUUUGAGUGCUGGUGCUCCGCUGGCUUCAUGAUGGACACUGAUAACAAUACGUGUCGAGACGUAGAUGAAUGCCAGGAAUAUGCUGACGACUGCGAUCCACUGACCACAAGAUGCGUCAACAAUGAAGGUGAUUUUCAAUGCGAGUGUCGAACCCAUUACGAAAAGUACGAUGAUAAGCACUGUCUUGGGACCGGGAAUUACUCAUUAUGCAAUCAGGGCUACAUGGACUGCGACCUUGUGACGACGAAAUGCAUCGACGUCGGUCGCGGGUAUGAAUGCGAGUGUCUGCGCGAUAUCAACGAGUGCGUAACCUACCCCGAGUCAUGCCACCAAAACACGACAACGUGCGUCAAUACGUUCGGCUCUUUUUGGUGUAACUGUUUGCCUGGCCUCUACAGGAUAUCUACUAGAGAAUGUUCUGAAAGAGCAAAAGGAUAUAACAGGACAGACAGAGACUGGAAUCCAAAGAAGAUAGGGGUUUACAUUGCUUUCGCUGUGCUCAGCGUUUUGUCGUUAACGCAUGGCAUUUACUGGAUCAUAACUCAGGAAGUGUUAGAAGAGAUUAAUGAAAAAUAA
Messenger RNA from Helobdella robusta, 900 nucleotides. RefSeq lists its product as hypothetical. Lineage: Eukaryota; Metazoa; Annelida; Clitellata; Rhynchobdellida; Glossiphoniidae. Bases 1 to 900 code for a protein of 299 amino acids. Gene Ontology annotation, molecular function: calcium ion binding. The record is from RefSeq and is a predicted model, not a curated record. The transcript has 9 exons.